UCUUUUGCAUAAAAUUUUUCCCGGGAAAAAUUCUCUUUUCUCGGUAACCAAACACGCUUCCAUGCUCCAAUGGACAGUCUAAUUUCCACAGCUCUGGAGGAAAUCUGUUCACGUGGCGCAACCGGUCUCUCAGUCUCCUCUCUCUGGUCCACUUUAACUCCAACACCUACAAACUCUCUCAAAAUCGCUAUCUGGAAAAACCUCCUCUCAAUUCCUUCUCUUCAAUUCAUCUCCAAAAACGACACGCCGUUUACCUCCACCGAUCCUAAAAUCCAGCGUUUUGAAGACGCCGAGAAACUGAACUUAAAAAUCGUAGCAAAUAAUCAUCUUAGGGAUUGUUUCGUUGGCCUUUAUGACGCUCCUUCUACCGGUAUUUGUCCUCUUCAACGUCGCACUCUGGAACGACUCGCCAUAUCUAGAACUAUCGGAGUUACACAAAACCAAUUAGCGAAAGAGUUUGGAAUUGAAGGAAACAAUUACUUUUAUAGAGUGAGGAAUCUUGAAUGUAGAAAAUUAAUUGUUAGACAACCGGCAGUUGUAAAAACUAAAGAAGCUGCUGUUGAUUGUGAAGGAGGAGAGAGUAAAAAUAGUUCUAUUGUUAGUACUAAUUUGAUAUAUUUGUCUCGAUACGCGAAGCAUUUAGGUGUGCAACAAAGAUUUGAGAUUAAUAAAGGGGAUAUAGAUGAUACUCAUGGUUUUGAAGAUGAUGUUGCCAUCAAGGAUUUUUUACCUGCUAUGAAAGCUAUUUCUGAUAAACUUCAAGAAGCUAAUGAUAAGGUGCUUAUUGUAUCUGAUAUUAAACAAUCUCUUGGUUAUACUGGAAGAUCAGGGCAUAGAGCUUGGAGAAAUAUAUGCCGUAGGUUGAAAGAUGCUGGCAUUGUUGAAUCAUUUGAUGCUAAAGUAAAUGGAAAGGUUGAACAUUGCCUACGCUUGUUGAAAAAGUUUUCUCUUGAUAAUUUUGAGAAAAAAAUCCUUGGAUGCAGAAAUGAUUGUCCCAACAAACAAUCAGUGAAGUUCGGAAGGAGGUCUCAACAAACUGAGCAGCUUGUAGAACUUCCUAUUGACCAUCAAAUUUAUGAUAUGAUUGAUGCUAAAAGAACUGAAGGGGCUACUAUGAUUGAGGUAUGUGGGAGGCUUGGACUUGAUAGGAAAAGAAAUGACUCUCGGUUGCAUAAUUUGUUCUCUAGAUUUGGUAUGCACGUGCAGGCAGAAAAUCAUAAAAAAACUGUUGCAUUUCGAGUUUGGACUCCUGAAAAUUCUACUCCCAAGGAGUCAAAUGCAUUUUUGGAUAAAUCGAAAAGUGUCCUUGGUGGAAAUGAUCAUACUUUGAUUGUGGGCAACUGUGAUGUUCCAGACGGAUCUACUGAAGCCCUUGUGGAGUACAAUCAUUCAGCUGUUGAAAUUGACUUUGCGACAUCUAAAAAACCAAAUGACAACAAGGAAAUUGAAGCUGAACCAUGCAAUGGCUCCCCUGAUAAUGAUCAAACUAACCAUGAGCUUCUCAGUCCUGAAAAGGUGCCGGAGUUUUUCAUUGAGCCAGACGAUGCCACUUCCAAUGCCAAAAUUGGUCGUGUGAGUGCAGGAAGAGAUACUGAUCCUGCUUCUUCAGAAACCACUUUAUUGAAGCUGCCUGAUUCUGGAUCAUAUCAAGCGUAUCCAUAUCUGCCGUUAACUGUUGAUGGUGCUUUGAGGGAGCAGAGGAUAGUUGAACGGUUACAGGAUGAGAAAUUUCUAUUAAGAGUAGAACUUCAUAAGUGGCUUGUAAGUCUUGAGAAGGACAAGCACACUUCAAUGGACAGGAAGACCAUUGACCGAUUAUUAUCAAAGCUUCAGCAAGAAGGCCGUUGCAAAUGUGUCGAAAUAAAUCUCCCUGCUGUUACAAACUGUACUAGUCAUCGUCCUAUUAUGGUUGUUCUGCACCCAUCUGUUCAGAGUUUUCCUCCUGAACUACUGGGUGAAAUUCAUGAUAGACUAAGGUCGUUUGAGAAAGAAAUUCGUGUUCAGGCAUCGUCCAAGUUGAAGGUUAAUGAUGCAAUCCCUGUAUUGAGUGGUCUCACGAGAACUCACCCUCGUAGAAAUGCAGAAGAACAAGCUGUUAAAGCAGAAGCUAUGCGUGCCAAUGGUUUUGUGUGGGCAAAAAUGGUUCGUGCGAAACUGCUUCAUAAUUUUUUAUGGAGUUUCCUGAGUAGUCUUCCUGGAGGGGAUGAUGUCUUAUCAGCUGGCCCAUGUGAGUGUACUCAGAAGUACUUUGUACUUGAAUCAGCCAUUAAGGUUCUUCCGGUUGAGUUGUUCUUAAAGGUGGUAGGAACUACUCAUAAAUUUGAUAAAUUCGUUGAAAGUAGCAAGAGAGGUUUGCUUCUCUCUGAUCUUCCUGUUGAAGAAUAUAAAUUGCUGAUGGAUACUCGGGCAACUGGGAGACUGUCGUUGAUAAUUGAUAUUUUACGGCGGCUGAAGCUGAUUCGGCUGAUACGCAAUGGGCAAUCAGGGAAUGGAGUAAAAAUCCAUCAUGAAAGCAUUAUGUAUGCAAUGGAGCUUAGACCUUACAUAGAAGAACCCUUGUUAGUGGUUGCAACAUCUAAUUUAAGUUCGCUUGAUCUUCGCCCAAGAAUCAGACAUGAUUUUAUUCUAUCAAAUAGAGAAGCUGUGGAUGAUUAUUGGAAAACUUUGGAGUAUUGUUAUGCUGCUGUUGAUCCACGAGCUGCCUUACAUGCAUUCCCUGGAUCUUCUGUACCUGAGGUUUUCCACCCCCUUUUUUGGACCUCUGUCCGGUUUACGUCUGCACAUCAGCGUGCUGAGCUCCUAAAGUGGAUUGUGAAGGAUGAUUUGAAAAAAAGAAUUUCGUGUGAAGAGUGUGAGAAAAUUGCAAGGGAUCUGAAUCUGUCCUUACAGCAGGUACUCCGUGCCUAUUAUGGUAAGCACCGGCAACGUCUCAAUAUAUUUCAGGGUGUUGUGAGUGCCAAUGAGCAUCAUCAAGCAUCAAAAAGAAGCAAACUCCCUUCUUCUACCAAAAGAAAGAGAUCAAGAGAAUCAAGCUCAGUAAAACGUGGAAGGCUUGAUGCCGUAAACAAACAGCUACCUGAGCAGGGACUUAUAAGAUCAGCAGAUACCACUGACCAAUUCAUAGAGGAACGACCAAUUCAUAGAGGACAACAUGCUGAUCAUUUGCUAGCAUAUUGUGAGAAUGAUCAUCUAGAUUCUGUUGAAGAGCUGGGGUCAGAUCCAAAUAAUAAACAACAGUUCAUAAUCAGCCAGAAUGCAUGUUCAGAUCCCCUGCCAAAUCGACAAAGAAGGUUUUCAUGGACAGAUUCAGAUGAUAGGCAAUUGUUGAUCCAAUACACUAGACACCGUGCAGUUCUUGGGUCAAAGAUUAACCGCAUAGAUUGGAAUAAAGUUCCAGACCUACCAGCUCCUCCAAAAGCAUGUGCUAAGAGAGUAUCAUCAUUAAAAAGAAAUAUACAAUUUAGAAAAGCUCUUAUGAACUUGUGUACCAUGCUUAGUAAACGUUAUGCAAAGCACCUCCAGAAAACCCAGAGCACAUAUCUUAACAAUAGUGGAUCCCAAGUUCUUGUUCGAUGCUCAACUACUGUUGAUAGCUUCUCCAAUGAUAUUGAAAAUGCUGAAGGGGCAGGUUUUGAGGAAGAGCAGUGGGAUGAUUUCAGUGACAAAAAUAUUAAGCAGGCCUUUGAAGGUGUUCUUUUGUACAAGCAAAUUGCUAAAAUGCAAGCUUCAAAAGGAUUUGGAACUGCCUCCGAAGAGUUGUCCAAUUUAAACACAAAUAUGAACUCUCUGGAAUCUGAAUUGAUUUUAUCAAACAAUCUUAAUGAGGAUAUCCACAAAGAUAGCCAGGGAAUACAUAAGGAUCCUGCCCAAAGAUCAAGACGUCAUCGCCUCCAUCAGAAGUUCAUUAAGUGUUUGAAGGGAGGAACUUUUGUUGGUGCACAAGUACAUAAAUCAUUGGCAGUUUCUAAUGCAGUAGAGCUUUUAAAGCUCGUCUUCUUGAGCACCUCAGCAACACCAGAACUGCAAAAUCAUCUAGCAGAAACUUUACGGCGUUAUUCAGAACACGAUAUUUUUGCAGCUUUUAGCUAUCUUAGAGAGAAGAAAGUAAUGAUUGGCGGUGAUGGUGAUCAACCUUUUGAGCUGUCUCAACAAUUCUUGCAAAAUAUUUCUAAAUCUUUAUUUCCAUCUAAUACUGGAAAGAGAGCUGCUAAAUUUUCUGGUUGGCUCUUUGAAAGAGAAAAGGAUCUGGUGGAAGGGGGUAUUAAUCUUACUGCAGAUUUGCAGUGUGGGGAGAUUUUUCAGUUGUUUGCUCUAGUCUCUUCUGGUCAACUGUCCAUUUCUCCAUGUGUGCCAGAUGAAGGUGUGGGAGAAGCUGAAGAUGUGAGAGGCUCUAAACGAAAGGCUGAGGAUUUCGAACUUUGUGAUGGUGAUAAAUCUAAGAAAUUGAAAUCUUUGGCAGAUAGUGAACUCAUUUCUCGGAGGGAAAAGGGCUUUCCUGGUAUAACGGUACUUCUGAACCGUGCAAGUAUUUUGACAGUUGAUGCUGUAGAUAUGUUCAAGGAUGUGCUCACUUGUAAUGGCGAACUUAAUCAGAGUGAUAAACUCAAUGAUGAUUUGAGCCAGACAUUCAACUCUACUUCAUUUCAACAUGGCAGUGCUCCAGAAAUCCUCAAUUUUGACUGCAUCCUUCCUGCAGCAAGAUGGUCUAGUGAGUCACCUUGGGAAGCAAUGGCAGGCUUUGCAGAAUAUUUGAUGUUGAAACCUUCUGAUCCAGAAGAAACAAAUCUCUUUAGUCCUGAAGUCUUUAGGACAGUUUGCAUGGCCAUUCAGAAGGCUGGUGACCAAGGUUUGAGUUCAGAUGAAGUUUCGCAAAUUGCGGGAGAAAAUAGACACAACCAUAUCAUUGAUGUGCUUCAAGCAUUUGGAUGUGUGUUGAAGGUCAAUGCGUAUGACUCUGUUCAUGUUGUCGAUGCUUUAUAUCACUCCAAAUACUUUUUGACCUCAUUGGCAAGCGUCCAAGACCUUGAUCCACAUUCAGUGCAGAAGUCCUCAGAGAGAAAUAAAGGUUCAGUUUCCUGGUCAGAAAGUCAUGAUGUUGUUGGCACUAGUUCACGGAGAGAAGCAAUUGUGAGUGAUAACUGUGUGCACAAAGUUACUAUCCUUAAUCUUCCUGAUGAGGAUGGGCCCUUGACUGAAACACAAUGGACCAAUGUGCAUGGAGGCAGCUUGCAAGAGAAUGUUUUACCAAAACAAAAUAAUGACAUUAUUACUCAAAAAUUAUCCUCAAAUGAAUUACAUAUGCCCAUUUUGCCAUGGAUCAAUGGAGAUGGGAGCAUGAACAAAGUUGUCUACAAUGGACUUGUACGCCGUGUUCUUGGCAUUGUGAUGAGAAAUCCGGGCUUACUAGAGGAAAAUAUCAUCCACCAAAUUGAUGUGUUGAAUCCCCAGAGCUGCAAGAGUCUGUUAGAGUUGAUGAUUUUGGAUAAACACGUCAUUGUGAGAAAGAUGCAUCAGACUACAUCAAGUGGGCCCCCCGCCUUGCUGCAAACUCUUCUUGGGAGCAGCAUCAGAGAAUCAAAGUCAGUAUACCGUAAGCAUUUCUUUGCAAAUCCCAUGAGUGCAUCGAUGCUGUAGGAGAGUUGUAGCCUUCUUCAUGCAUCGGUUUUUCUUUGGACGAACCAAGUUUUAUUUAUAACGUUGAUGAUGCUGCUAAAUACAGGUUUCAUUGGCUAGGGUCUGUAACUUUAGGGUCACUAGGAGUUGAAAACAUAUGUACGAUACAGCUCUGCAUUUCUAGCAUUCAUAGUUGGUUGUAUCUAUUUGCAGCAAAAUACUCGAAAUGUACAGUCCAACAUUUUUGCCUAAUGAUAUACAUAUACAUGGCCAGAGAAUAUUAUCCUGCA
Molecule: messenger RNA, 5903 nt
Organism: Ricinus communis (castor bean)
Lineage: Eukaryota; Viridiplantae; Streptophyta; Magnoliopsida; Malpighiales; Euphorbiaceae
Exons: 17
Coding region: 70-5634 (1854 amino acids)
Biological process (GO): 5S class rRNA transcription by RNA polymerase III; transcription initiation at RNA polymerase III promoter
Cellular component (GO): transcription factor TFIIIC complex
Molecular function (GO): DNA binding
Source: RefSeq, a predicted model, not a curated record